Clunio marinus is the source of this 382-nucleotide messenger RNA. NCBI's taxonomy places the organism in Eukaryota, Metazoa, Arthropoda, Insecta, Diptera, Chironomidae. The record is from the annotation of a GenBank genome assembly.
AAUAUCCACCUAAAUAAACAUUGCUUUCUUUCUUUUCAGAUUUCGUCAAGGCGACGACAUUAAUUUCUAAAGUUAGUCAACUAAGUUUAUUGCCGUGGCGCUGCAUUCAACUGAAGCCCUGAUGGCGGGCUUUCUCAAAUCAACAGAUCUCGGACCACAUCCUCAUAGCUACGGUGGGCCUCAUCAUCCACAUCAUAGUCAUGGACCGCCUUUGCCUCCCGGAAUGCCCAUGACGUCUCUUGCACCCUUCGGAUUACCACAUGGUUUAGAUGCGGUUGGCUUCCCCCAUCAAGAUGGCGAUCUUGGAAGAGAAUUUUUCGCUGAUCAUAGACAAGGGGAAAGAAAGAAAAGUUACGAGUUACGAAAACCAGUAGCCACAUAG